AAACCUACAAAACAACCAACCUAACUCCAUGAAUCGUUUAAAUAUUUUUCAUCAUUAAAAAUCUUUUUUAACGAUUCUUUUGAUUUUAUUUUUUUAUAAUUUCUUUAAACUUUAACACACACAACAAACCUGCUGCUCCUCCUCCAUGUCGCUGUAUAGAAAAAUGAAACAUUUACACAGAAUUACCCAUGUAAGAUGGCGUUUAACAAUGUUAUCCUCCUGCAGCAUACCUUGGCUACAUUUAAGCUCAUUACUCAUAAUCCUGCUCAGCUAUCAGACACAAUUUAGCCAGGCAUUUUGUCCCUCCAAGUGUCAGUGUUUGGGCAGUGAUGCCAAUACGAAGGCGUAUUGUGUGGAUGCCGCUUUAGAAGAUGUGCCAAUACAAUUGAAUCCCGAGACCAAAUAUAUUAAUUUAACCUUAAAUAAAAUACGCAAUAUAGAGUUUACACUGCCCUUCUAUAUGAAAUUGGAGAUAUUGGAUUUGUCGCGUAACAUUAUCGAGACAUUGGGUUCGAAAAAUUUCGAAUACCAAACGGAAAUGAGAACCUUGAAUUUGAGUCAUAAUUCGGUGAGCUCUUUGCAAAAGGAUGCCUUUAAGGGUUUGACUAAUUUGUUGGUUUUGGAUUUAAGUUUCAAUCGCAUUGAUAUGGUACAUGCCUCCGCCAUGAAUGAUUUGUCCACGCUGAUAGAAUUGGAUUUGACGAAUAACAAUAUUGUUAGUUUGGAGGAUAAUACAUUUCGGAAUUUAGUGUCUUUAGAAAUGUUGAUAUUUAAAAAUAAUCAAUUGCUGGAUGUACCGGCGAAUAACUUGCAACAUUUGCAUUCGUUGAAAUCACUGGAUUUGUCUGACAAUCUGGUUGAGUAUGUGCGCAAUGAUAGCUAUGAGGGCCUGCGAGAACUGGUGACGCUGACGGUGCGGGGUAAUGUUAUAAGUGAAUUGGAUUUGAGUGCUUUUGAGGGUUUGAUAACGCUGAAGCAUAUGGAUUUGGCGGAUAAUAAUUUAACGAUGGUGCCUACCCAACAACUCUCCAAACUCUCAAAUCUUACCCACUUAACCUUAAGCGGUAAUCGUUUUACCUAUUUGCCUGCAGUGGGUUUUCUAAAUCUAUUCCAUUUAAGAGAAUUACAUUUAAAUCGUUUAGAUUUUCUGCAACGCAUUGACUCUAGAGCUUUUGUAGACAACACCCACUUGCAAAUAUUGUAUCUGAACAACAAUCCUUUGCUCAGCGAUAUACCCAUGCGUAUGUUCCAAGGCAAUCCCAAUAUUGUGGAGGUCUAUAUGCAGGCCAACAGCCUGCAAACCCUGUAUGCCGCCCAAUUUCCCAUCGAUCAAUUGGAAAAGCUUUAUUUGGGCGACAAUCCUUUGCAGUGUAAUUGUACGCUUUUCUGGCUGUGGCGUUUGGUAACGGGUAAUUUUGAUAAUGGCCAGCAGGGCAAUGAACUGAAACCCGACAAUAUGAUGAUGUCACAUGAUGCUGGCUCUGUGGCAGCUUUGGGUGCCGAUUUGAACUCUGAAACGGAUAAUAAUUUAGUUAGGGUGGCGGCCUAUGUGGCCGAACGUAAAAAGGAUGUUAGCUCGAAAUUCAAAUACACCAAUCCGGCGGCUGCUAUGAAUAGUGGCUACUUGAAAUUGGACUCGGAACGUAUAGGCUGUGAGAUAUGGCAUGAUAGCAAGAGGACACGCAAACAUUUGGCCGCCAUGACAGAGGGAGAAAUCACCUGUCCAGCACAUGUGGUGACCAUAGUGUGUGCCGUGCUAACGUGUUUGCUGGUUGUAAUGACCGGUGCCAGCAUAGUUUUCUAUAUGAGAUUUGUUAAGCGCCGCAGGAAGUUAAUGCAUGAUCGCAGUUUACGCUCGGGCAAGUCCAUAGUCAAUGUACAUGAUCGCAUCUUGCCGCAUCAACCCUUGAGCGCUCAAUCAAAUGGUGGCAUACCAGGCACUUUGAUGAAUGGCUCAUAUCCCCAUCAUACUCUGCAAAGCCAAAGAUCAACACUACCCCAUCAUCAUAAUAUGCAUCCUCUGCAUCAUCAGGAAUAUCAUCAAACCCUGCCCCAGGUGGAUAAACUGGAAUUGGAAAGAUAUCUAACAGCCCAGGCCAUAGCCAAUGAAUAUAGAGCCUUGAAGCCCUGGGAAUUGCCACCAGUAAAGGACUCAAAUACCUAUACCGAUGAACCUGAACAUUUAUAUGAGAAAUUCGAUCAUUACGACUAUCCCGAUGCUCAUACAGCAAUGUCGAAAACAACUAAUGGUAAACAUAUGAUGAAUUCCCAGAAUAAACAUUCAACAACUGGUCUUUUAAGCAGUAGUGGUGGCCUGAAUAAUGGUGUGGGAAGUAUGAUUAAUACAAUGGGUGGUGGUGGUGUUGGUGGUGGUGGUACUCUUAAUAAACCUCAUAUAGUUUAUGUAUGAUAUAAUGGUAGAGAAAAGUUGAUCAUUGAUGAAGGAUCUUCUAGUGAUACUGUGGCAUUAAGCAAUUGUUUAAAUAAUAAUUAUAAUACAAUGUGUAGUUAUAUAAAAUUAGUUUAAAAACCAACAAAACAAGCUCUUAUUAUUAAUACUAAACUAUCAAAAAAAAAAAGCAUGUUAAACAUUUUGGUUGAAAGCAAAUUCUUUAUGAAAAAAACGGCCAGUUUAUUUAAAAUUAAAAACAACACAAACAACUUCUAACCGUUUCUCCCCAACUACUUACCGAUAUUUACUUAGUAAAAAUAUUAUACAAACAAACCAACCAACCAACAUACUCGUACAUAAAUAAUUUAUUAUUAUUUAACUUGGCAAAAACAGGGAACUUAUUUAGCAUGAACAAAAAAAUAAAAAAAGAAAACAAAAUUAUAAACUUUGUAGUAAACUAAAACUUAAAACAACUAAAGCAAAAAAACAAAGAACUAAAAGUUAAAGUUAAAGUAAAAUACAAAGUAUAGUAGAGGAUUUAUUUAGUAAUGAAAGUAAAUGCAUAAAUAUUUAAGCAAAAAGGUGGUAAAGAGGAACAGUUAAGAGGAACUAACUCAUAUAAAUACAUACAUACAGACAUUAACUAUAAAAAAUAUUUUAAAACUUUUAACAAUUUCC
Messenger RNA from Calliphora vicina (urban bluebottle blowfly), 3070 nucleotides. RefSeq names its product Fish-lips (gene Fili). Gene Ontology annotation, molecular function: protein binding. Lineage: Eukaryota; Metazoa; Arthropoda; Insecta; Diptera; Calliphoridae. The record is from RefSeq and is a predicted model, not a curated record. Gene Ontology annotation, cellular component: plasma membrane. The transcript is spliced from 3 exons. The coding region runs from base 146 to 2410 and encodes 754 amino acids.